This is a messenger RNA of Capra hircus (goat), 5471 nucleotides long. It is a transcript of the gene SPIRE1, whose product is annotated as spire type actin nucleation factor 1. Bases 322 to 2709 code for a protein of 795 amino acids. The record is from RefSeq and is a predicted model, not a curated record. Gene Ontology annotation, biological process: polar body extrusion after meiotic divisions; actin filament polymerization; actin nucleation. NCBI's taxonomy places the organism in Eukaryota, Metazoa, Chordata, Mammalia, Artiodactyla, Bovidae. The transcript is spliced from 18 exons. Gene Ontology annotation, molecular function: actin binding. Gene Ontology annotation, cellular component: cell cortex; cytoplasmic vesicle membrane.
AUGGGCGGGGUGCGCCACUGGGGCGUGGCUUAGAGGGCGGGGCGAACCCCAGGGCUGUGCGCCGUGGGGCGGGGCCGCGGGCGCCAUUGCGCCGCUACCGGCUGGCGGUGGUCUCGUCAGGCGCGAGGGCCCACGCCUAGUCCCUCGGCCCUCCCCCAGCUCAGUUCUGCAGCCUGGUCCCGGCCUGGUCUCCGCCCUGUCCCCGCGGCGGCGCGCGCGGCACGUGGGGCGGGGUUCCGGGGAUGAGGCGGCGGCGGCGCGCAGAGACGAUGCUCCGCAGCUGAGGAGACGCGGCGCCCCGAGCGCGGCGCCACCCGCGGGAUGGCUCAGCCGGUCGGCCCGGAGGGCGGCGAGGGGCCUCCGGACGCCAGGGCGGCCGCGGGCUCGCAGGACGCGCUGAGCCUGGAGGAGAUCCUGCGGCUCUACAAUCAGCCCAUCAACGAGGAGCAGGCGUGGGCCGUGUGCUAUCAGUGCUGCGGCUCCCUGCGCGCCGCGGACGCCGGCCGCCGCCAGCCCCGCCGCCGGGUGCGCUCGGCCGCGCAGAUCCGCCUGUGGAGGGACGGCGCCGUCACCUUGGCGCCCGCCACCGGCGACGCGGGUAAAGUGGAAUAUUCACAUUGUACAGAAACUGAGGUUAUAGAAUCUUUGGGAAUUAUUAUUUAUAAGGCACUGGACUAUGGCUUGAAGGAGAAUGAAGAAAGGGAGUUAAGCCCCCCACUGGAGCAGCUCAUUGAUCGCAUGGCCAACACAGUAGAGGCUGACGGCAGCAAUGACGAGGGCUACGAGGCUGCAGAUGAGGGUCUGGAGGAGGAUGACGACGAAAAGAGGAAAGUUUCAGCCAUCCGGUCCUAUAGAGAUGUCAUGAAGCUGUGUGCUGCUCAUCUCCCGACUGAAGCAGAGGCACCAAAUCAUUACCAGGCAGUAUGUCGUGCACUGUUUGCAGAGACGAUGGAGCUGCAUACGUUUCUGACCAAAAUCAAGAGUGCGAAGGAGAAUCUGAGGAAGAUUCAAGAAAUGGAGAAGAGUGAUGAAUCUAACACAGACCUGGAAGAGCUGAAAAAUGCUGACUGGGCUCGGUUCUGGGUGCAGGUGAUGAGGGAUUUGCGGAAUGGAGUAAAGCUCAAGAAGGUCCAGGAGCGGCAGUACAACCCGCUGCCCAUUGAAUAUCAGCUCACCCCAUACGAGAUGCUAAUGGAUGACAUUCGAUCCAGAAGAUACACUUUGCGAAAAGUGAUGGUGAAUGGUGAUAUUCCCCCUCGGUUAAAAAAAAGUGCUCAUGAAAUCAUCCUGGACUUCAUCCGAUCAAGGCCUCCUUUAAAUCCAGCCUCAGCCAGAAAACUGAAACCUACUCCACCGCGGCCCCGGAGCCUUCAUGAAAGAAUCCUGGAAGAGAUCAAGGCCGAGAGGAAGCUGCGGCCUGUGUCCCCCGAGGAGACCAGACGCAGCAGGCUCGCAACGCGGCCACUUAGCAUGUCUUACAGUUUUGACUUGUCAGAGGUGACAACCACUGAAUCUCCCAAGAAUGUUGCAGAAUCAUCCAUGGUGAAUGGAGGUGUGGCGUCACAGCCUAGAGAAGGUGGGUCAGGAACCGCCCAGCAGGUGCCUGUGCCACGGAAGAAGCUCCUCAAAGCCCCGACGCUGGCUGAGCUGGACAGCUCCGACUCAGAGGAGGAGACCCUGCCCAGGUCCGCCAGCAGCAGCAGUGCGUCUCCCUCCUUCCUGGAAGAUCCCUUCCUGGAGACUGUGUCCACAAGGAAGAACCCUCCCAAGUUCUUGCCCAUAUCCUCCACACCUCAGCCUGAGCGACGGCAGCCACCCCAGAGACGACAUUCCAUUGAGAAGGAAACACCCACUAACGUGAGACAGUUCCUGCCGGCAUCCAGGCAGAGCUCCCGGUCUCUCGUUCCAAGGAUGACCAGAGCAUGGCCAGCGCCGCCUUUCCGACCACUUUUUUCUACCCUCCAAACAGCUUCUCUGCUCGGCUCUCACCCUUUGGAGGCAGCCAUGCUGGGGGUAGCAGGGGCUGUUUAUUAUCUGUGUGAGAGAGCUUUUACCAGCAGGUGGAGACACACCCAGGAGGAGUUCUGCUACCCGGUGGAGUGCCUGGCACUGACCGUGGAGGAGGUGAUGCACAUUCGUCAGGUCCUGGUCAAAGCAGAGCUGGAAAAGUACCAACAGUACAAAGAUGUCUACACAGCUCUGAAAAAAGGAAAGCUUUGCUUUUGUUGCCGAACCAGAAGGUUUUCCUUCUUCACCUGGUCUUAUACCUGUCAGUUCUGUAAGAGGCCGGUGUGCUCACAGUGUUGCAAAAAGAUGCGGCUGCCCUCCAAGCCAUACUCCACCCUUCCUAUCUUUUCACUGGGACCGUCUGCCUUGCAGAGAGGGGAAAGCUGUAUGAGGCCAGAAAAACCCUCCACUGGCCACCAUCGGCCACUUCGGAGCAUUGCCAGAUUGUCCUCAAAAUCCAAGUCUGUGGACAAAUCAGAUGAAGAACUCCAAUUUCCUAAAGAGCUGGUGGAGGACUGGAGUGCUAUGGAGGUGUGUGUGGACUGCAAAAAGUUCAUUUCUGAGAUCAUCAGCUCAAGCCGCCACAGUCUGGUGUUGGCCAACAAGAGAGCUCGAUUGAAGAGGAAGACGCAGUCCUUCUAUGUGUCCUCAGCAGGCCCCUCAGAGUACUGCCCCUCAGAGAGGACCAUCAGUGAGGUCUGAGCCCUGUGCCUUCCUGUGGGAGUUACAUUCCUGUGAGGACACUGAGUGGGCUGUCACUGUCUCCUCACCGUGGUUAACAGGCUUGGGUUUGCAUGAGAAUCAGGGUUUUGCUGUGUCGCAUUGUUCCACAGACUAAAUGCUGUGUUCAUGUCAAUUGAUAACACAUGACCAGUCACCAGUUGCUCAUCUGUACUAAGAGGACAGUAGUUUGAAACUUGAUUUUGUGUGAUUAUAGAUUUGGAGGCCAGAAACUUUCCUUAGUUCUUUACUGUGCCUGAAAUAAUGUUCUAAGGCAGAAAGGUUCUCGUGUGAGGAAUCAGUCUAGCACAGGCUUAGAGGCCAGCACGGUCUAAGCAGUAAGUCAUAUUGGCAUUUCCACUGACAGUGUUCCUACCUGAUGAACACAGACCCCUGGAGGCCUCACAGCACAGAACUUGCAAGGGUUUGCUUGUGCGUCAAACUGGUUUUAAGUUAUUGUUGCUCUGAGACACUUGGGAAGGGCUCUCCACUGCCUCCCAGGACAAAGCAUCUGAGCUGUAGGCCUAGGGGGGUGCCUGUGUCCCUGGGCAGCAAGGCAGUGUCCCCUGAGCAAGUGCUAGGCUGUCCUUACCUUGAAUGUAUUAAAACAGUUACUAGUAGUUCUAUAUUGGAGGUCUAAGAAAAGUUUUUUGGCAUCAUGGGACAAAAAGGCAGGCUAAAAGUUUGUCCAGAAGCUCAGUACUUUGGCCUCUUAGAAGAAGGGCUGUGAGCACCCACCUUUCCAGCAGCAAUUUUCAUAACUUUACAGUCUCACCAUCAUGACUGAAUUAAGCCACAAUUUGGUACGUAAGGUCUCAAACUGAAAUUUAUUUUUAUAAAUGAAUUUUAAAGGAAAACCAUGGUCUAGUCUUUUAAAAUUACUAGAAAAUUAACCUGCUGAUAAGCUUUUUGGAUGCUUUUUGCACACAUUUUCCUUGUAAGCGACUUGAGUGGGUAGGGUGGGCUUUGAUGAAGCCAAGCUGGAAGCAGCACCAUACACGUGUCAUUUCUCAGCUGUGUGGUCCAUUCCGUGGCAUCUCUCUCUGUGGUUCUGGUUGGCUCAGUGGUGACCAGUCACAUUCAUAAGCCUGGUUAAUGAGCCAGGCCGCUUUCUGACACUCUGGGACACGUCUGCAGUCAGCACUGGAGACAGCACUGCUCACCAAAAGGCAUGGCAGUCACUCCACGCCCCCUCAACAUUUCUAUAGGAAAUUAACAGUAAUACCUCAGAACUGCUCUGGUAGUGGUUUUUCAUAGUUGAAAUUUAUAAGUUAGUAAAUUGCUUAAAAUUACUUACACUUACAAAAUAAACUUUACCAAUUGACUUAAUUAAUGCAUGUUAACAAUUUGUAUUUGCAUGUAAAAGUGGGCCACCAGAAAACCCUGAUUAUGGAAAUAUUUACUGUUUCCAAGAGGCUCAUGUGAGAGCUUAAAAUGUUACAUUGAGUGAAUCUUGUUUGUACAGUUUUCCAAGGGACAGUUUCAACUCUAGACCCUUGAUGGUUUGGCCUGAGUCUCUAGACCAUCCCCAGGACAGGUGCAAGGAAGACAGUGAGAGGGGUGGGGGUGGGUGUUUGUGUCCAUGGGAAAAACAGACCCAGGAGAGAGUGCUUUUUAAAAUAAUGGCUAGUUUAUAGGUGUUUCUAAAAUACAAAAAGCUAACCCCUCCCCCCAAACGAGAAUCCCAUUCACAUGGCAAAAUCUAGCCCAUGUGGUCCUUGACUUCACUGCUCCAGGUCUGUGACACUGUUCAGCUACUGGGACAUUGUGAGCGGCAGGUUUCCAUGGGACAGUAUGCACAAAGAGUAGAAAAGGGCACGCGGCACAGCUGAGAUUGUAGAAAUCAAAUCCCCGCACUCAAUCCUCCCGCAUCCAUGGCCUGUGUCUGGCACCUCAGCCAAACUGGAUAAUUCCAGAGAGACAUCCACUGCUGGCCUGUGGGGCAUGCUUUCACAGUCCUUAGCCUUUCCCCCCGCCCGCCCUUGUUCUUGGGAUCCCAGAUUGGUCUUUGUGCUGCUUCUGGCACGCACUUCUGAAGUCUGACGACAGCGUCGCUGGCUGGCUGGCUGUCCUCAGGUGGAAUCUGAUGUGUGUCUGUGUGCUGGCCUCAUUCUCACCCUCUUACUCCAGGCUGAGAACACUUUCAUUUCACUUCUCACAGUUUAACUUUCUGUCAGUGUCAGGAAAGAUAGCAAAGCUUGUAAAUACUGUAAUAUAUUUAUUGAUAUCUGGAGGGCAUUCAUUCAGCGGACAGUGAGAAUUAACUCUCCCAACACAAGUAAAAGUUAAGUACAUCAACUUAAUAGUCUCACUAGAUUUCAAGUCUUAAGCCUUUCAAAUUAAACCAGAAAGUUGUCAUGUAGGAGUUUUUAAAAUGAUCUUACAUUUGAUGAGAUCCCAUGAUCUCAUAAACUCACAUCAUGUGGUCAGCACCGUAAACUCAUGCCAUGAAUUUUUUAAGACUCUUAUUUUUCUAACUGUAUUAAUAAAUGUCAGACUGGAUUUUAGGUGUCACAUAGGAAAGUUUUAAAUUAUAUUGCUAUUUGCUAGCGCAAAAUAGCAGACAAUUUUGUACGUGGAGAACUGUUGAAGGGCCAUGGAGAAAUGUGUACACGUUGACCUGGCUUCUUGCGUGUAUAAAGUCCAGGCACUGCUGGCAUUCAGCGUAACAUGACGCUACCAAACAUUUUCCAUUAAAGUCUUUUAAAAUUUAUUGAGGAGAAAAUAAAUGACUUUCCAUCAUA